Phymastichus coffea is the source of this 1887-nucleotide messenger RNA. RefSeq names its product piggyBac transposable element-derived protein 3-like. NCBI's taxonomy places the organism in Eukaryota, Metazoa, Arthropoda, Insecta, Hymenoptera, Eulophidae. The record is from RefSeq and is a predicted model, not a curated record. Gene Ontology annotation, molecular function: sequence-specific DNA binding. The transcript is spliced from 2 exons. Bases 1 to 1887 code for a protein of 628 amino acids.
AUGCCAAAGAGAAAAAAUGAAACAUCGGCUUCUGCUACUGUUUCAAAAAAUCGUCAUAAAAAGAAAUACAAGGUAUCGUCUAGUUCGAUAGAAUUUGAUGAAGAAGAAAAUUAUGAUGAAGCUGUUUUUAUUCCAAAUCCAGAUAGUUCUGGCGAAUCUGAUGGUGAUGAUUCACGUUACGAAAAUGACGAUUUUGAUGAUUCUGAAAAUGAAGUCGAAGAGUUUUUUCCAAGUUCAUCUUAUAGAAAAGUUCUCCAAGGAUAUGAACCUUCCCAGAAAAAACUUGAAGAUGACCAUCAAUUUGUUUGGGUUGACGGAGAAAAGAAAUAUCAUUCUAAUCUGAAAAAUGAAAUAUUACUGUCAGAAAAAGAUAAAAACUUCAUUUCCCAAUGCUCUGACUCCAAACUAUUCGAAUUGUUCUUUUCUACAGAUAUCAAACAAUAUAUAAUCGAAGCUACUAAAAUAAAUGGAUAUGAUCUGACUCCGGAAAAAUUGAAUGCAUUUUUAGGUAUAAUAAUAUUUACCAUGUUCAACAAACGUUUAUCCCAAAGAGAUUAUUGGUCAAAAGAUCCUUUUCUUGGAUGUGCUUUAGUACCUAAUGUUAUGAGUCGCGAUGAAUUUGAGGAGAUAAAGUCAAAGCUCAAGUUGUCCAAACCAGAAGACGAAGAUUCUAACGAUAGAGUCUGGCGUGUUCGAUCUGUUUUCAACAUUUUUAGAAAAAAUCUUCUUAUUUUUGGAGUUUUUGCAACGGCUCUUUCGAUCGACGAAAUGAUGCUAAAAUUUUUUGGAAAAACUGUGUUGAAGCAAUUCAUCAAAUCAAAGCCCAUUAGAUUUGGUAUCAAACUAUGGGCUUUAUGUAGUGCAAACGGGUAUGUGUUUGACUGUGACAUAUACUGCGGAAAAAACUCUGAAAAUAAUGAUUUUUUACCAAAAUGUGCAUUAGGCAGCCGUGUUGUCAUGCAAAUGUUGCAAAAUGUUUUGGAAAAUAUAUCAAUUAAAAAGCUGAGUAAGUACCACGUUUAUUUCGAUAAUUUAUUUUGCUGCCCUGAUUUAUUAGUACAUCUACACAAAAUUGGAAUACAAGCAACAGGCACGGUUCGAGAAAAUCGUAUCAAUGUAAAAAACAACGUUGACAAAAAAGAUAAUAGAGGUACAUAUGCAGUCAAACAUGAUACAGAAAGUGGUAUCAACUUUAUAACUGUUGUAGAUUCUAAGCCAGUUUCUAUUUUGUCAACUGCCGCAGGUGUUACUCCUCUUUCUAUAGUAAAACGUUUUGACAAGGAACAAAAGCAGAAAUCUGACAUAUCAUUCCCCCAUGCAUUUUCGGUGUAUAACAAAUUUAUGGGCGGAGUUGAUAUUCAUGACCAGCGAUGUAAUAAGGUUGUGCCUAUUGUGCGUUCGAAAAAAUGGACUUGGAUUAUACUCAUGAGAAUGAUUCAAUCAAGCAUCACCAAUUCUGUAGUUUUGAGAGACUUGACCGAUUCAGAAGAUAAAAAACACUCUACAAAAAGCUUUGCACUCUCAUUAGCUAAACAUUACAUGGCGAAGAAGGAUUUCAAAGGACAUAAGUCAGAGAUUAGACAAAAGGAGGAAGCGCAGAGACAGCAUCGCGAAGGCAAGCAAUUACAGCGUCGCGUCGCCGAUGAAGCAAACAGAGCAAACGAACUUCAGGCAAGAAUACAGCAACUUGAAUUUGAAUUCCAGGAGGCUAGAGCAAAUCGCAAUCAUCAUGAGCCUCAAGUUCAACAGAAUCAACAACAUACGAAUUUUGCUGCAGAUCUUCUUGCGGUUAUGGGUGAUUUAAAUGUUAACCAAAUUAAUAUUAAGGUGCCAGAAUUUCACGAUGAGGAUACGCAAAAUCCUUUAGAAUUUUUAAAUGAACUGUAG